Messenger RNA from Prosopis cineraria, 793 nucleotides. RefSeq names its product protein GOLVEN 6-like. The record is from RefSeq and is a predicted model, not a curated record. Lineage: Eukaryota; Viridiplantae; Streptophyta; Magnoliopsida; Fabales; Fabaceae. The transcript is spliced from 4 exons. Bases 34 to 456 code for a protein of 140 amino acids.
GAAACUCCAUUGUGCAUAAGUAAAGUUAGUCAGAUGGAGCUGGUAAUGACCAUCAUUGUGCUAAGCAUUUUCUUCUCUGGUUUGCUUCCACACUGUUCUGGUUCUCUGCAACUUCCGUUAAUGAAACCUCCUCUUCAAUAUCAAGUAAAUUCACACUACCUCUCUCUCCCACAAAUAUUCCCAAGGAAGCUUAUGAACACUGAACGACAGAUUAAAGAACAUGAUGAAGAAUCUACACAUGGUGCGUCGAAACAGAAUGACAAAGAAAACCUUUCAGGGAAGGAACAAGAAAAAGAGCAGAAGAUGAAGGUGGUAAGGAAGAAGAAGAAGAAGAACAAGGGGACAAGGCAAGAAUGGGUGGAAGGGGAGGACCCUUCACAGUACAUGACAAUGGAUUAUAGCAGAGUGAGAAGAAGACGACCAAUACACAACAAGAACAUACCUGUAGCUCCGUGAAACAUGGGAGCUAUUGACCAUUUUAGAUUUUGCACUAUACCCCCCAAAACUAAAUCAACUAGCUAGUUCUUUUCUUGUUUUGGACACACAGUUUUGUAUUGGCCCCUGAAUUUGCGUGUCUUGUAAUUAGGUACCUUGUGCUACGAGUUAUAUGUAGUCUCUGUCCUCAUCCUCUAUUGUGUUGUGGCCGACACAAGGAGGGACCAGAAACCCUAAAGUUUAGGUCACUCUGUAACCAUUUUCCCCUUGAUUUUAUUUUAUUUUUUUGUCUCUAUGUUUAAUUAUCCCUUAUUAUUUGCAUUUCUGAUGGACAUGUAUGUAAUUUAUGUAUAUCUUA